This is a messenger RNA of Rhodotorula toruloides NP11, 1812 nucleotides long. RefSeq names its product threonine synthase. The record is from RefSeq and is a predicted model, not a curated record. Gene Ontology annotation, biological process: L-threonine biosynthetic process. Gene Ontology annotation, molecular function: pyridoxal phosphate binding; threonine synthase activity. The transcript is spliced from 4 exons. Lineage: Eukaryota; Fungi; Basidiomycota; Microbotryomycetes; Sporidiobolales; Sporidiobolaceae. Bases 1 to 1812 code for a protein of 603 amino acids.
AUGCCGUCUCUCAAGUACAUCUCGACGAGGGGAGGAGACGAGAAGCUGAGCUUCGAGGAGGCCGUUCUCCGUGGCCUGGCACCCAAUGGCGGUCUCUACAUCCCCGCACACCUCCCCCAUCUCCCCGAAAACUGGGAGCAAGACUGGGCGAAACUGUCGUUCACCGACCUCGCGCUCGAACUGUACUCGCUCUUCAUCUCUGAAAAGGAGAUCCCGCGCGACGACCUCCGCGACCUCAUCGAGCGCUCGUACUCGACCUUCCGCCACGAGCAGGUCACCCCGAUCCACCGCACCGGCGACAAGGAGUUUAUCCUCGAGCUCUUCCACGGCCCGACUUUCGCCUUCAAGGACGUCGCCCUGCAGUUUGUCGGCAACCUGUUCGAGUAUUUCUUGGCGCGGAGGAACGCUGGCAAGCCCGAGGGCCAGCGGGAUCGCUUGACGGUCGUCGGCGCGACGUCGGGCGACACGGGUAGCGCCGCCAUCUACGGCCUGCGGUCCAAGAAGGACAUCUCGAUUUUCAUCCUGCAUCCGAAGAACCGCACGUCGCCGAUCCAGGAGGCGCAGAUGACGACCAUCCUCGACGACAACGUGUUCAACCUCGCCGUCGACGGCACCUUUGACGACUGCCAGGACAUCGUCAAGAGCCUCUUCAACGACAUGGAGUUCAACUCGCGCUACCACCUCGGCGCCGUCAACUCGAUCAACUGGGCGCGCAUUCUCGCGCAGACGGCGUACUACUUUGCGGCGUACUUUGCCGUCCAGUCGCAGAUCCCGUACGACGUCCUCGAGCCCAAGAUCCAGUUCUGCGUCCCGACUGGCAACUUUGGCGACGUCCUCGCCGGAUGGUACGCCAAGCACCUCGGCCUGCCCAUGGCCAAGCUCGUCGUCGCGACCAACGCCAACGACAUCCUCGCGCGCUUCUGGAAGACGGGCCGCUACGAGAAGGCCGACUCGGGCGAGCCCGAGUACUUUACCGACGACGAGGACGACACGGAGGAGGUCCGCCCGUCGCGCUACCCGGGCUUGACGGAGGACGAGGCGUUCAGGAGGCAGCAAGAGGCGGUCGCGCAGUCGGUCCAGCUCAACGGCGCGAGCGACGGCAAGCAGGCGCUCGGCAACGCGUUCCGCUCGCCGUCGGCCGUCAGGCGCGCCGCCGCCGCCGCAGGCACCGUCGCCGAGACGCUCUCGCCCGCGAUGGACAUCCUCGUCUCGUCCAACUUUGAGCGCCUCCUCUUCUACCUCGCGUUGGAAGGCACGACUGCUGGCGCUGUUGCUGCCGACGGCGAGGUCGACGGCGGACAGGCCGCGCGCGUCCGCAUGGCCGCCGAGAACGUCAGGGUCUGGAUGGACAAGCUCAAGACCGAGCACAAGGUCAAGGUCCCGCGUGCGUGUGUCGAGGCGGCCAGGAGGGACAUGAUUGCCGACCGCGCGAGCGACGACGAGACCAGCGAGACCAUCCGCAAGUACUAUGCCAAGAAGGACGAGUACGGAUCCUACGUCGUCGACCCCCAUACGGCCGUUGGUCUCUCGGUCGCCAACCGCGUCGCCAAGGAGAACGACCCCAAUAUCAUCCAGGUCGUCCUCUCGACCGCGCAUCCCGCCAAGUUCGACGGCGCCGUCUCGAGCGCGCUCGCCAACGAGCCCGGCUUCGACUUCAAGCGCGACGUCCUGCCCAAAGAGAUGGAAGGCCUGCUCGAGAAGCCCCGCCGCUGCAAGGACGUCAAGAACGACAGGGAGGCCGUCAAGAAGGUCAUCGAGGAGGAGGUCGGCCGUUUGUUCGCGUCGCAGACGGUGGGCGCGUCGGGACUGUAG